CGCUGAGCAGCAUGAACAUGCUUCGCCUUGCUUCCCGCCGCGCGACUUUGGUCACCCGAUGCUUCAGCACGGCUCAACCAGCCACCGCCGCGGCAUCAGCCACCCAGCAACAAGACCCGAGCCAACUCAUCUUGUCGUGCGCGUUGAACCAUGUGAAGACGCAGGGAUGGAGCAUUGAAUCCCUCGGUAGUGGGGCCCGCGAUGCUGGUUACCCCUCCGUGGCGCAUGGCAUGUUUCCUCGUGGUCCCAUCGAGCUGGUCGAGUACUUUAUGGACGACCUCCAGCACACGGUUCAAGACAAGUUGGCUGCAGAAAGCACCGUUGUCGACAUUCCGGUGACGGACCGCCUCAAGCGCGGCAUUCGAGUUCGUUUGGAGCUCUUGGCGCCAUACAUCAGCGUGUGGCCGCAAGCGAUGGCUCUUGGAGCCUUGCCGCAGAACGCCCCUACGACCAUGAAGAAGCUGGCAGAAAUGAUUGACGACAUUUGGGUCUUCGCGGGCGACCGCACCACAGACAUGUCAUGGUACACCAAGCGUGCGGUGCUCACGGGAGUGUACACUGCGACAGAGUUGUUUAUGCUGUCGGACCAUUCGCCCAACCACGAAGAAACGUGGAAGUUCCUCGAUCGCCGCAUCGAAGAAGCCAUUGCGUUAGGCGACAUCCCCAACAACGCCCAAGACGUUGCGGGUAUGGUAAGCAUCGGAAUUCAAUCGUUGUUGUCCACGGCGGCGGCGUUGGCUGGCCCCGUGACCCAGCAAGUGGUGCAGCAAGUGGGACAACACGUGCCCAACCCGAUCUCGGCAUUCCCAUCCACGACGUUCCCAUUCAAGAAGUCGCCGUUCACUUACGCGUCGUCAGUGCCGCCGCCCCCGACUGUCCCGACGCCGGCCCCUGCUACAGCCCCCUUGGAUCCUGUGCUUGCUGCCACGCCACCCCCAACGGUCGGCCCCUUGGACUCUGCUCCGCCCGUUGCGAAAUCCACAAGUUCCCCCUGAUGCAUUUGGAUAAACUUCCCCUUUUUGCUGCUUUGGUUAUGGUUCCCCUUAGUCGAUCCAAUGCAUUUCCUCCGCAAGAACGUGGUCAAUCUCUUCAUCUUCA
Molecule: messenger RNA, 1098 nt
Organism: Aphanomyces invadans
Lineage: Eukaryota; Oomycota; Saprolegniomycetes; Saprolegniales; Verrucalvaceae
Product: rpsU-divergently transcribed protein
Exons: 5
Coding region: 12-995 (327 amino acids)
Biological process (GO): ubiquinone biosynthetic process
Cellular component (GO): mitochondrial inner membrane
Molecular function (GO): lipid binding
Source: RefSeq, a predicted model, not a curated record